Molecule: messenger RNA, 1901 nt
Organism: Corapipo altera (White-ruffed manakin)
Lineage: Eukaryota; Metazoa; Chordata; Aves; Passeriformes; Pipridae
Gene: TOE1
Product: target of EGR1, exonuclease
Exons: 8
Coding region: 1-1743 (580 amino acids)
Biological process (GO): snRNA 3'-end processing
Cellular component (GO): cytoplasm; Cajal body
Molecular function (GO): metal ion binding; 3'-5'-RNA exonuclease activity; snRNA binding
Source: RefSeq, a predicted model, not a curated record
AUGGGGAAGGACCCCGGGGAGGUGUCCGUGCUAAACGCCCGUUUACUUAACCCAGAAUUUCGGUUGAAAACGGAUUUUGGGAACGACCGGCACCCGCGCGGCGCCCGCCAUGGCCGCGCCCGCGCGGGGCCGGUGGUGGACGUGCAGAGCGACAACCUGGGCGAGCUGUGGCCGUCCCUGCUGCUGGCGCUGCGCUCCGCCACCUUCGUGGCCGUGGACACGGAGCUGAGCGGUCUCGGCGCCAGGAAGUCGCUGCUGAGCCCGUGCAUCGAGGAGCGGUACAAGGCCGUCUGCAGCGCCGCCAGGACACGCUCCGUGCUGUCGCUCGGCCUCGCCUGCUUCAAGCAGCUCCCGGAGAAGUCCGAGAACACGUACCUGUGCCAGAUCUACAACCUGACGCUGCUCUGCAUGGAGGAUUACGUGGUGGAGCCCCAGUCGGUGCAGUUCCUGGUGCAGCACGGCUUCGACUUCAACAAGCAGUACUCCCAGGGGAUCCCGUACCACAAGGGCAACGACAAGGGCAAUGAGAGCCAGAGCCAGGGCGUCAGGACACUUUUCCUGGAGCUCAUCCGGGCGAGGAAGCCACUUAUUCUCCAUAAUGGCCUGAUUGACCUGGUGUUCCUGUACCAGUGCUUCUACGCCCACCUCCCCGAGAGCCUGGGCACCUUCACUGCCGACCUCUCCGAGAUGUUCCCAGCAGGAAUAUACGACACCAAGUACGCUUCGGAGUUUGAGAUGCGCUUUGUGGCGUCCUACCUGGAGUACGCCUACAAGAAGUGCAAGAGGGAGAACUCCAAGCUGAAGGACUCCAGUGGGCAGCACCUCACCGUGGAGUUCUGCAACUACCCUGCCAACAUGUCCCGAUACAUCGACUAUCGCUGCUGCUCCCUGGAAGAGGAAAGCCACAACACGGGAAACAAGGUGCCUGUCUGUGAGAAAUUUUCGGCCUAUGGCUGGUGUCCAAAAGGGGUGAAGUGUCCACAGUCUCAUAACAUCGAUCUCAUCAUUGAUGAGGAUGACAAGCUUUGGGAGAAGCGAAAGAAACGGAAGCACAGAUGGAAGCAUCGGAAGAACACAAAAGCAUCUGCAAAGGCGUUCCUAGAGGAAAGCUCAGGGGAAAAAACAGAGCAAGCUCAGAAUGGGGAGGAGGGACCACCACAGAAACAGAGCUGCUUUGAGCCUGCAGCUGCCACAGAGCUGGCAGCGAUCGCACCCAAUGGAGAGGGCAGGCCCCUGGAGGAGAACUCCAUGGAUGUGGAAACAGAGGUCAACUCAGACACCAGCACACAGUGGGAAGAGAAUCUGGGGAGCACUGAAGGAACUGCUGUCCAGGUAGCAGUUGCCCUGAGCCAUUCUGCCAAGGGCAAUGCCUCUGACAGUGACCAAGUGGAGAGGAAGCCAGAGGUUCCUGCUGGGUUGGGCUCAGUCAGUCACCCAGACAUCCCCAAGACUGAAGCAGCAGGUGCUGCAGGAAAGGAAAAGCAAACCCGUGUCCCUCCUUCCCAGGGGGGCACACACCGAGCUGGCUUUGAUGCAUUCAUGACUGGCUAUAUCAUGGCUUAUGUCUGGAUGCUCAAGCAAGGGAAAAACACAGACACUGGAGCAGGGCCCUGGUUGCCAGACUGCCAUAAUAAACUGUACCUCAGCGGGAAAUCAGUGCCACUGCAAAUUGUGAAGAGCUUGUUUUCUAAAUCUUCCAAAGCCCACAGCGAGAAGAUAAAGUUGGCCUGGGACAGUGCAUAGAACUACAGAGCUCCUCACUAAACUGAUUAUUUUUUUUUCCCCUUCAAGUUUUGAAGCCCUUUAUUCCAUCAAGUCCUUUAUUUCAUCACCAGAAAGGGAACAAGUUCCUUGUUUCUGUUUUAACAUCUGACCAAUUAAAUUGCUCUCAGCUGGAGUUC